AUGCCCACUCGAGCCGCCACCAAGGCUGCAGAAGCUGCUGCUGCUCUAAACUCUGCAGCAGCAACUCUCUCAUCUCCACCAACUACACCCGCCGGCCGUAAACAAAUCUUCGAAAAUGUCGCCACUGGUUCGCCAACCAAGUCUCGAAAGCGUGCUCCACCGAAGAAGAAGGCAAAGUCAGCGGCGGAGCCAAUGACCGGUGGUUGGGAUGUUCUUCCUCAUGGAAUGGGACAAAAGGGUGAUCUUCUUGAUGACAAUUUCGGCAGUACCGGCAUGGAAGAAGCGACUCCCACCACCCCUAAGAGAGCCACCAGAGUCAGAGUUACCAAGACUACUGUUAAAACUUCUAUCAAAGAUGAGGAUGAGGAGAAGCCACUUAAUCUUGGCGAUUCAGUUAUUCCUGAUCUUCUUGAAGAUAUCAAGGAAGAAGAGCCCAAGAAGAAGAGAUUGCCACGCAAGAAAAAGGUUGUCGAUGUAUCCACGGAGGUUGAUGGUUCCUCAGCUAAGCCUAUCAAGGCAAAGAAUAAGAACUACGGUAUCGUCUUUGGUGAAACACCUUUCCCCGACCACGUCUCGCCCACUGCUCAAGAGGCCGAGACGGUCAACAGCUUGUUGACUGCUCUGCAUGGUGAAGUCAAGCCACCAGUUACAGUUCCAGCUCCCUCCGAUACUGUAACUGGAUGUGGAGAGGUUCCGGAUGUUCUCGACGCGACUAUGAGAACCCUUCUCAGUGCUGCGACCACUGCUGGUAACGCCAACAAAUCAAUGGCAGGUCUGAAGGCGGAGUAUGGGUUGAGAACUUCUGGCAAGGGCGCAGGCAGCGUUUCAUGGGAAGCUGUACAUGCUUCAUCAAGGGAAGAUGUUGAGGAGGCUAUCAGAUCAGGCGGGCUUGCUAAGGUCAAGGCAGGCUAUAUCAAGGCAAUUCUACAAGUGGUUUUCGAUAAAAACACCGUACUUCUAGAGACUCUACUAAAGGAGGUCAAUACUAAUGUUCCAGUUCCAUUCGUCGGAAAGGUUCUAGAGACUAAGGAGCAAAAGGAAGCCGAAAUCAAGAGCUUGCGAGAGAACAUGCUCUCACUUGACUAUGUCCACUCCUUGGAUAAGCCAGCUGCCAUGCGCGUAUUGAUGGAUUUGCCAGGUAUUGGGGUCAAAACUGCAGCAUGCGUUGCUUUGUUCUGCUUGGGAAGACCUAGCUUCGCUGUCGAUACGCAUGUCUGGCGUCACUGUGUUUGGCUUGGUUGGGUUCCAGAGAAAGCAAGCCGCGAUCAAACCUUCAGCCACUGCGAAGUUCGAAUUCCCGAUCACUUAAAGUACUCUCUCCAUCAAUUGUUCCUCCGACAUGGAAAGACAUGUGGUCGCUGUAGAGCUGCAACAACCGAGGGUUCUGUGGAUUGGGAAAACACUGUUUGUCCAAUUGAGCACUUGGUCAAUAGAACUGGAGACAAGAAGCAACCAGGGUUCAGGGCUGGCAAGAAGGUGGUUGUCAAGAAGGUUGUAAAGAAGGUUGGCAAGGGUUCUAAAAAGAGAAAGAGAAAUUCUGAAGACAGUGACGAGGAAGCAGAGGCUGAAGCAGAUGCAGAAAAUGAUGAACAGUUUGAGGAAGGCAAAGAAGAAGACGAUGCUGACAUUAAAGUCGAAGUUGACACUGAAUCCCGCGUCAGCGUUCAAACAGACUGA
This is a messenger RNA of Botrytis porri, 1677 nucleotides long. RefSeq lists its product as uncharacterized. Gene Ontology annotation, biological process: base-excision repair. NCBI's taxonomy places the organism in Eukaryota, Fungi, Ascomycota, Leotiomycetes, Helotiales, Sclerotiniaceae. The record is from RefSeq and is a predicted model, not a curated record. The coding region runs from base 1 to 1677 and encodes 558 amino acids. Gene Ontology annotation, molecular function: catalytic activity. The transcript has a single exon.